UUACUGCCUCAAAUUUUAUUGACGUGGACGUCAUAAAUUAUUUGCCUUUUUUUGGUUAUAAUUUUUGGAACCAACAUGUAUUUUGCGAUUGGCGAGCGACCUCCUUAUUGGUUAAAACGCGAACUGUUUAUGGAAAGAGCUGUAGUGUGGAAAGGAUCAAUUCUCGCUUAUGGCUUGGCAACGAUCCUUUUGGGCAUUUGGUGUACUGAUUGGAAAGUAGUUUGCGAGCGUAUACCAUUUUAUGGUAGCAAAUUCGAACGUGGGGUUCCGCGCUUUUAUUCCAUCGAACCGACACGUACGUAGUACAGGAAAAAAAGAAGAAAAAAAAAUUGACCUAACCGGGACUAGAACCCUCGACCCUAAGAUCAGAAGUCUGACGCUCGAUUUAAAAAUGAUAUAUUAUUUGACGAUCUGUAGAUUACAUUAAAUAUAUAUGCAACAAAGUGAUAAA
This is a messenger RNA of Cephus cinctus (wheat stem sawfly), 451 nucleotides long. RefSeq lists its product as uncharacterized. The record is from RefSeq and is a predicted model, not a curated record. Gene Ontology annotation, biological process: mitochondrial electron transport, ubiquinol to cytochrome c. The transcript is spliced from 2 exons. Lineage: Eukaryota; Metazoa; Arthropoda; Insecta; Hymenoptera; Cephidae. Bases 76 to 303 code for a protein of 75 amino acids.